Neocloeon triangulifer is the source of this 3518-nucleotide messenger RNA. RefSeq names its product retinoblastoma-like protein 1. The transcript has 16 exons. The record is from RefSeq and is a predicted model, not a curated record. Bases 97 to 2907 code for a protein of 936 amino acids. Gene Ontology annotation, biological process: cell differentiation; negative regulation of G1/S transition of mitotic cell cycle; regulation of transcription by RNA polymerase II. NCBI's taxonomy places the organism in Eukaryota, Metazoa, Arthropoda, Insecta, Ephemeroptera, Baetidae. Gene Ontology annotation, cellular component: nucleus; transcription regulator complex; chromatin. Gene Ontology annotation, molecular function: RNA polymerase II transcription regulatory region sequence-specific DNA binding.
UCGCGCCAUUUAAUAAGUCGUCCCCCUUCCUGCGAGGCCAUAAGUACAUGGUGAUCAAAAUAUCGCCAGUAUUUUGGUGAAUUUCUCGCAACAAAGAUGGGAACAACGGAGCAAACUGAUGAAUGGGCUAGGAACUUUUACAACGAUGUCUGUUCCAACCUCAAUAUGGACCAGAUCGCUGCAGAAGAGGCAUGGAGCAGCUACUCCAGUACCAAGAUCAACUUCACCCUGGAGGGCGAUCAACGUCAUUGGCUUUGCUGCGCACUGUAUGCUGCCUGUAGACGUUCCAGAGGAGCUUCCAUCGCUGGCUCCGGAUCAGAGUUUGAAAGCAAUGGUGUUCCAUUUAUGCGACUCUUGAAACUCUGCAACAUCAGUUUGGUGCAAUUCUUGGAAAAGGCAAAAAAGUGGAGUGAUAUGGCCAAUGUUGGAGCCGAAUUCAAGGACCGGCUGAAUCAGAUGGAAAGGAAAUUUGCAGUUUCGAUGGUCAUCUACAAAAAGUAUCGAUUGAUUUACACAGACAUCUUCAUGAAGCCCGAAGCACCAGCUAACGAAAAUCAGAAGGGUUCAAGGCCGAGAAAACCAAAGAACGCGCCGUGCACUCCUGCUCAGGUGUUUGACUUCACUUGGACCCUGUUCGUCAGCUCAAAAUCAGAAAUUCCAGACAUUCUGGAUGAUCUUGUGAAUUCGUACCACCUUCUUCUGGUCUGCCUCAACUUUGUUUUUGGCAACUCCAUUCUUGCAGACCGUCGAGAUCUCAUCAAUCCUCAGUUCAUGGGCCUUCCUCAUAACUUCCUUAAAACUGAUUACGAAGUUCCGGAUGAGCCUCCCAGUAUUCUCUCUGAACUCUGCCGCAGCCAUGACGGAAUAUUGCACGAGGCCGAGGGAAUCCAGAGCUACUGGUUCAAUAAGCUGAUUGAAAAACAUUUUGAAAAGGAGAUUUUGCGUGGUAACGCACCUACUGAUGGUGGAGCUCGCAGUGGACUUCUUGAGCCGACUUCCUUUGAGGCAAACUUCAAAGCUGUUAACAAAGCAUAUGAAGAUUUUGUUCUGAACAAGGGUGACUUUGAUGAGCGCGCCUUCUUAAGUUCGGAAGAAGAGUUCACUCUGGAGGUCGGAUCUCCUACGAAACUGUUUGAGGUCAACGAUUGCAUGCAGAACUGGAGAAUUCCCGGCAUGAGCAGUUUUACAAAAAUGACUCCCCUGACUGGCCAUUACUUAGGCAAAACGGAAACAAAUCCACGAGUCUCUCCUAUUUCAACAGCUAUAGAGGCUGUCAUCAAGCUGCAGGCCAUGCUGAAAGGCAGAGAAGCCAAGCCGAGCGCCACUCUGAACAAAAUCUAUGACGGAUGCCCAACAAAUCCUCAAGCUGCAAUUGAGAAAAGGAUUUCCAAAAUGGGCGAACAUUUCAUCACUGCCUAUACUAGGCAGACAAAGGAAAUUCCAGGUUCACACAUUGAGUUUGCCAAAAAGCGCCUUCAACUUGGAACAACACUGUUUUACAUGCUGUUGGAACAAACCACUCUUGACGAGCAACAGAAAAAGGGCAAUGGUGGAAUUCCCGCUCUGUUGGAGAAUGAUUUGUGCCAGAAAGCCCUCUUUGCUGUUUGCCUGGAGGUGGUUCUUUUCUCAUACAACAGUCAACGCAAAUUCCCUUGGAUCCUUGAUACUCUCGACUUGGAGCCGUACUACUUCUACAAAGUCAUUGAGGUUGUUGUCAUAGCAACUCUUGACAAAUUGUCCCGCGGAACCAUCAAAAACUUGCAAUUUAUCGAAGAGCAAAUUCUGGAGAGCUUCGUAUGGAACAGGUCAAGUCCGUUGUGGAAGGCAAUAGAUGCUCUCAAAGGAAGUCCGCUACCCACUUACGAGGAGGUUAAGCUGCCUGAUGAUGACGGCAUUCAAGCGCUUUUGUCCCCUGCUGGCUCGAACCUUGGUUCGCCCAUCAGAAAUCUUAUCAGUGCCCGAUCAGGACAAAGUUUGCUGACGACUUCCACUGGUGCUCGAGUGGCGAUCAACAUUGCCACUGUCCAAGGAGGUGAUGGCCAAAGAUAUAUCCCGAUCUCCGUACAGAGUGGAGGCAACGUCAUCAUUCAAGGACAAUCCUCCAGAGAUGGCUCCAAACCAAAAGUAACUGGUGCGCUUGCAAUGUUCCUCAGAAAGUUCUAUUACCUUGCUUCGACGAGACUGAAGGCACUUUGCAAAAUGCUCAACCUUGGUGAAGAAGACGUUAAGAAAAUUUGGACCAAUCUCGAGUUCUCCAUCACACAUCACUCCUAUUCCUUGCUCAGAGACCGCCACUUGGACCAACUUAUAAUGUGUGCCAUAUAUGUGGUUUGCAAAGUCACAAGUCAAAACAGGGAGUUCCGAACAAUAAUGCAUCACUAUAGAGACCUGCCGCAGUCAGCGUCUCACGUGUACAGAAAAGUCUUGCUCCGAAGGAGAGAAGACGGGUCUGAGGAGAGGGGUGAUCUCAUAAUCUUCUACAACAACGUCUACGUCCAGCACAUGCGAAAUUUCUCUGUAAAAUUCUCCGACUCGGCCAACCCAGAUUCCUUGCUGCUGUCCCCAUUGCCUACCCCCAAAAUAGCCCCCAUGUCACCGAAGGUGCAAAUAAACGGUAACAAAAUCUACAUCAGCACCUUGGAUAGAUCCAGUCUUGUUGACUCUCCAAUCAAAGCACCUGGAACCUUGCAAUAUUUAUUCAGCAGAAGUCCCAAUGAUACUCUGAGGCAAAUCAAUAAGUUGGUGAGCUCACCUGUGCCUAUGCUUGGCAAGCGCACCAUUAACUUAGACGAUACCGAGACCACUGAAGAAGCAAACACAGAUGUCUCGCCUGCCAAAAAGCCUACGGCCGUCGUUCGGAAAAUUCAGCACAUUCUCGACGAGAGGCUCAGCAAGAGCCAAGAGUAGGAUACUUUUGUUCUUAACAUACCUUCUAACAUGCAUACAAUAUGCAAUCAUUUGUAAAUAGAGUCGAGUCUCUUAAAAGGAAAAAUAUAUAAUAUGUCAUCUACGGGCUUUGGCAGACCUAAAAACUCCCAAAAUUUAUCAACAGGUUAUUUUUUUAGUAUUAAAACUUAGGAUUUUGUUGUUUGGUUUCCUCAAAAUUGCACAAUGGGACAAGCCUAAUGGCAAUUUUAUAAAAAUUUAUUUCACAUUAUUUAUAGAAGUUUUAAAUUGUGAACUUAAUAACCAAAGUAUACUUUUAUUUGUAAAUUUUGUAAUUCAAUAAAAGAAACCUCAGCCCUUGAAGGUUUUGGAGAUGAAGUGUUGGGCGCAAAGCAACCCUAACAAUAUCCUCGAUGCCAAUUUUUAUAGGAAGGUGUUCUUGUCUCACAUUAUGGAAUUUGUCAUUUUUAAACUUAUUGCAAUUCAGUGGAAUUGUUGCAGUCGAAUUGAUUUAAUUAACGAUAAUUAACAUAAUGAAAUUAUUAUAAAACGCGAUUUUUUCACAGCAGCUGGUAUAUGUUAUAAAAAAGAGCUGUAAAAAAAUAAAAAGUUUGCUUGUUUACCGCAUUUUA